GGAACAAGCUUUAAGCAUAUCUUCAUUCCCAUGGAUGCAUGAAAGACAGCUUGUAUUACGUACGAUGAAUCAUUAUGAUUAUAAUUAAGUUUAGGCUUUUGGAAGAGAUAUACAGUAGAUCAUGACCAUGAUCAUGAGCAUCAACUUGACACAGAAAACUGGAAUUCAUACUGCUCUUGAAGCUUUCUUGUUUGAGCAGACCUUAGACCGAGACUUGCAAAUACCGCCGAAUAACAAACCAUAAUGGAGUGGAUACCUUCUAUCUACAUACAUACGUACUAUAGUAGUAUAGUAUAGUAGUAGCUGAGAAUUCCAGGGUCUACAUACACUAGUAGUAUGCAGGCGACGAUAAGGCCACCUUCCAAAGUAGAAGAGGCUAAUGUAACCCUACUCCGAAUAAUGGAACUCGGCCUCUCUACCAAGGGACCCUGGUUAUCCGCCAAUGGUUAUAACGACCGAUGGCCAUGUGUGAGCGGUACUCAGAGUAUCGCUCAUUCAAAAGGCUCGUUUGGUAGGAGUAGAUUCCCAUUGCACUGGUGGUGUCGCCGACGUCUAGCCUUGUCAUUCUGGGCUUGCGACCUUCGUUGUACCGUGGUGAAAGAAUUCCUUGAUUUUCGACUACUCUACGCUUCGAAAUUCGUAUCGUGAAGCCCGGAAUCAUGCAUCCCCUCAUUUUCUCGGCUGCGAUCUUCGCGACCAGCGUCGCCGCUCAAGCAGAGAACCAAUACACCGCGACGGCGACCUGCGACGUCGCAAAAGCUAGAGCUACGGCGAAGACCCUGAGCCCUACUAGCCAUGUCAAAGGGAAGGCCUUCGACAGACUCGCCAUCAUAUGGCUAGAGAACACAGACUACGACAUGGCGAUCGGCGAUCCAAACCUGGCGUGGUUAGCCAAGCGAGGCAUAACGCUCUCCAACUACCACGCAGUCACCCACCCCUCGCAGCCGAACUAUGUCGCCUCUAUCGGCGGCGACUACUUCGGGAUGCAGCACGAUGACUUCACGCAGAUUGACAAGAACGUUUCUACUAUUAUCGACCUGCUCGAGGACAAGGGAAUCUCAUGGGGCGAGUACCAAGAAGACAUGCCGUACAGCGGCUUUGAAGGCAUGGCGUACGUCAACCAGAAGAACGGCAAAAACGACUAUGUCCGGAAGCACAAUCCGGCCGUCAAUUACAACUCGAAUGCCGGCCUGAUUGAUCGAUUGGCAGUUAUCAAAAACCUGACAACAUUCUACGAAGACCUCGAAAAUGAGACCCUACCGCAGUGGAUGUUCAUAACGCCUAACAUGACGAGCGACGGCCACGACACGGACGUGACCGUCUCGGGGACCUGGACGCGGACCUUCCUGGAGCCGCUGCUCUCGGACAAGCGGUUUAUGCAGAACACGCUGGUGAUCGUAACGUUCGACGAGAACGAGACGUACUCGAUCCAGAACCGGAUCUUGGCGAUCCUCAUCGGCGACGCCGUGCCCGCGGACCUCGUCGGCACCACGGACGACUCGUACUACAACCACUACAGCGAGAUCGCGACCGCCGAGGCCAACUGGGACCUGCACACGCUGGGCCGCUUCGACGUCGGGGCCAACGUGUUCAAAUUCGUCGCCGACAAGACUGGUGACACCGUCCGCUCCUGGUCCGGCGACGUCCCCCUCGCCGACAUGUACUUCAACUACUCGUACGCCGGCGCGCUCAACGACGAGGGCGGCAACAAGCGCUACCCGGCCCCCAACCUCGUCGACGCCACCGGCCUGCACAACCGCACCAUCCUGCCCAGCAUCAAGGCGGCCUGGCAGGGAAGCUCGGCUCCGGUCUAUUACACUUCGGACUUGGAAACUCCCGACGGACAGCACCCGCCGAAGGGGUACACGCCGACCGAGUAGAUAAGCUAGUACAUACCUUACGUAAAUACCUAUAACUUAACUGCAGUAUAUAUAAGAGGUAUAUAGAGAUAUAGAGAUGUAUAUUAGC
Messenger RNA from Daldinia caldariorum, 1968 nucleotides. Its product is annotated as phosphoesterase-domain-containing protein. The transcript has 3 exons. Lineage: Eukaryota; Fungi; Ascomycota; Sordariomycetes; Xylariales; Hypoxylaceae. Gene Ontology annotation, molecular function: hydrolase activity, acting on ester bonds. Gene Ontology annotation, biological process: phospholipid catabolic process. Bases 660 to 1880 code for a protein of 406 amino acids. The record is from RefSeq and is a predicted model, not a curated record.